Telopea speciosissima is the source of this 442-nucleotide messenger RNA. Its product is annotated as 60S ribosomal protein L34-like. The transcript is spliced from 4 exons. Bases 72 to 434 code for a protein of 120 amino acids. Gene Ontology annotation, molecular function: structural constituent of ribosome. The record is from RefSeq and is a predicted model, not a curated record. Gene Ontology annotation, biological process: translation; ribosome biogenesis. Lineage: Eukaryota; Viridiplantae; Streptophyta; Magnoliopsida; Proteales; Proteaceae. Gene Ontology annotation, cellular component: ribosome; cytosolic large ribosomal subunit.
ACUUUUCGUGGAGCAGCGAAAGCGCGAGGAAGAGGGUAGAGGGGGGAAGGGGGGAGCGUUAGCACUUGAAAAUGGUUCAAAGGCUCACUUACCGGAAGCGGCAUAGCUAUGCCACCAAAUCCAACCAGACGAGGGUCGUCAAAACCCCUGGUGGGAAGCUCGUCUACCAGACAUCUAAGAAGAGAGCUAGCGGGCCGAAGUGUCCUGUCACUGGAAAGAGAAUCCAAGGGAUUCCUCACUUGAGACCUACCGAAUACAAGAGAUCUAGAUUACCUAGAAAUCGAAGGACUGUAAACCGAGCAUAUGGUGCAGUGUUAUCAGGGACUGCUGUCAGGGAGAGAAUCAUUCGGGCAUUCUUGGUGGAAGAGCAAAAGAUUGUGAAGAAGGUAUUGAAGAUCCAAAAAGCCAAGGAAAAGCAAGCCCUCAAAAGCUGAGAUGUGAG